AUGUCUGUUUCUCUCCCACUGUCUGCGGUUGGGGCGGGGCGGCCGGAUGCCUUUGAACGUUUGGGAGCCCUGCAGGAGGAAUUGGCGAAAGUUGAAAGUCGACUGCGCGCCAUUCGCCCUGGCGCCGUUCCCAAACACACAGAAGAGGCCGAUCCUGCCCUUCCACACAUGCUCUCCGUUGAGUUAUGUCAACUAGCGGCCGUAGAUGAUACCGUAGGCGUGCGUAUUCUUCUUAACUGUGGUGCAAACGCCGAUAGCAGAGAUUAUAAUGAACGCACACCAUUACAUAUCGCUAGUAGUAAAGGGCAUGUACAGAUGGUGAAAUUACUUCUUGAUUUUGGUGCAGACGAUAAACUCACAGACAAGGAUGAUAAGACAGCAUUGAAUUUAGCAGAAGAGGGAGGAUAUGAUGAAGUGGUACAGUUAUUACUGGAACAUGCUGACCCAAAUAGAAUGGUUUGUGUUUGUGGUAAACCCGUAAACCCUUCUACCUACAGUCCUCUCGCACCAUCACAUCCUGAUUUUUCUCAGAUACCACAACCAAUGAUGGGGAGUCUUAUUGUCAUUAUGGUUGGUCUCCCAGGUCGUGGUAAGACAUAUAUUGCACGACAAAUUAAGCGAUAUUUUCAAUGGAAUGGGUUAAAAAGUAAUAUUUUUACCCACGCUGAAUAUAGAAAAAAACUUAUAUCUGAUGAAUGUAUUACUGGUUAUGAGAUUACUCCUGAACAGGAAUGUUGUAUUUCUGCUGCUAUCGCCCAUGACAUCACUCAAUUUGUUGCAGAAGAUGAUAGUGUAGCAAUAUUAGAUGGAACUAAUUGUACAUCCACACGUAGGAUGGCUCUAAUGAGUUCUAUUAAUAAUACUGGUCUUAUUCGUCCAAGUCGUGUAGUAUUUGUUGAAGUUAUAAAUAAUGACACAACAAAGGUACUUCAAAAUGUUAUUCAUGUAAAGGAAAUGUUCCCUGAUGCCAAGGAAGAUUUUAUCGAAAAGUACUAUGAACGUAUAGAACGACAAGAACGUAUAUAUAAGACUCUUAAUCCAGAUACCGACAAUGAUAUCACUUAUAUUCGUAUUGAGGAUCAAAUUACAUAUUCACUCAACAAUAUCUCUGGUUGGAUGCCAUCAAGACUUGCAUACAUGUUACAUAAUUUAAGUCAUUCUCCUGGUAAUUUAUAUCUUACACGUGCAGGAGAAUAUGUUGAUUUUGUUUCUGGUCGUAUUGGUGGAAAUUCUCAAUUAACAGAGCGUGGAAAAGCUUAUAGUGAAGCAUUGUUUGAAUACUUUGAAAAGGAAUUGAAGAUGAAUUCUUUUACUGUAAUGAGUAGUUGUGCACUUCGUUGCACAGAAACGGUACGCCACUUUGAAGAACAAAGUGUAUUUCAGCAUGGUAGUGGUAGUGGUGGUCCCAGUAGUAGUAGUAUGGAGAAUAAUAGUGCACCUACUGCUACUGGAGAAGAAGAAGAAGAAGGAAAAGAAAAGGGAGAAAAAGAAGGAGAAAAAACAACAACUGGCUUAAAGCUUAACUGCCGUGUGGCGUAUUUCCCCACUUUAGAUGACAUUAAUCAUGGUGACUGUGAUGGACAGUUGCUAUCGGAUGUUCGUAAGACUAUGCCAGGCACUUUGCGUCGCAUGCAGGAAGAUCCCUAUCACACCGCUUGGCCAAAUGGAGAAUGUAUGCAUCAAGUAUUUAACGCCCGUUUGGAGCCACACAUUCAUGACAUUCAGGCGAGUACACAGCCUGUACUUGUGGUUUCACACCUUCACUUACUUCAGGGUCUUUACUCUUAUUUUGUCUCGGAGAAUGAUGAGUUUGUAGCCCCGCAGAACGCGUAUGAAAUUGAUAUUCCCUUUGAAUCGGUUAUUAAAAUACGAUUGGUGGGUGUCAAUCGCGUAGCGGAAGUGAUUAACCUCUCAAAAGAAGUGGAUCGGAUUAUGCUGCAGCGAACAGGGAAAAUCACCUCAGCACCACAAAUGGCAGGGAUGGAGGUUUUUCGAAAGUUCUUUAAGAGAUAA
Messenger RNA from Trypanosoma theileri, 2013 nucleotides. Its product is annotated as 6-phosphofructo-2-kinase/fructose-2,6-biphosphatase. The transcript has a single exon. Lineage: Eukaryota; Euglenozoa; Kinetoplastea; Trypanosomatida; Trypanosomatidae. Gene Ontology annotation, molecular function: ATP binding; protein binding; 6-phosphofructo-2-kinase activity. The record is from RefSeq and is a predicted model, not a curated record. Gene Ontology annotation, biological process: fructose 2,6-bisphosphate metabolic process; fructose metabolic process. Gene Ontology annotation, cellular component: cytosol. The coding region runs from base 1 to 2013 and encodes 670 amino acids.